AUGGCUUCUUCACCAACUGACUCCAAUCCACCAUCCGCCGUUCCUCUCCCUCUCUCCUUACCUGCUCCACCACCACCACCACCACCAACAACAACAACCUCUUCCCGCCGUCUUCCUCCUCCUUGCUGGACACCAGAAGAAACAUCUGCCUUAAUCGAUUCAUAUCGUGACAAAUGGUAUUCUCUUGGCCGUACGAAUCUCAAAGCAAUUCAUUGGCAAGAAGUUGCUGACGCCGUUACCGCUAAGUGCCCUAACGCUUCACCGACACACAAAACCGCCGUUCAGUGCCGUCAUAAAAUGGAAAAAUUACGUAAACGUUACCGAUCUGAGAUCCAACGGCUUAGAUCUCUUCCUGUUCCCAGAUCUCGUUCUUCUUCUUCUUGGGUUCAUUUUAAAUCUAUGGAUUCUAUGGAAAAAGGUCCUUCUCCUCCGCCGAUGAAAAUUGAAAACCCUAAUCAUCUUAAUCACCGUGAAACCCUAAUUGAUAACGAUGAUCUUGACGAUGAUGAUCUUUACGAGGAACUUAGAAGUGCUGCUGGUGGUGGAUCUGGAAAUAGCAGGAGUAUCAAUAAACUCUACCGGAAUGGAGUUUCUGGUGGUGGUGGUGGUCCUCCCGGUGGUGGUUUUCGUAUCAGGAUUCCGAGUGGCGUUAGCGUGGCGCAAACUUUCAUCGGUAACCAUCUUCAGAAAAUGAUUGAUAACCGAUCGGGUUCGGAAUCUGGUUCUCGGAUCAAUGGCGGUGGAAUGAGGCUUAAUAAAGAGAGAGUUGGAUUGGGGAAGAGAGAGAGGGAGAGAGAGGUAGAGAGAGAAAAAGAUCCAAUUGGUGAAAUGGUGAAUGCUAUUAAGGUUUUGAGAGAUGGGUUUGUGAGAAUGGAGCAAAUGAAAAUGGAGAUGGCUAGAGAGAUUGAAACCAUGCGUAUGGAGAUGGAGAUGAAGCGUACUGAAAUGAUUCUUGAGUCUCAGCAGAAGAUUGUUGAAGCUUUUGCGAAAGCAGUUUCGGAGAAGAACAAGAAGAGGAAACUGCAUAAGGGUAAUAGUAACAACAAUAACAAUAGCAACACCAAUAACAACAUAGCUUCACCCUCAGAAUCGUAG
Messenger RNA from Trifolium pratense (red clover), 1095 nucleotides. Its product is annotated as trihelix transcription factor ASIL2-like. The transcript has a single exon. Lineage: Eukaryota; Viridiplantae; Streptophyta; Magnoliopsida; Fabales; Fabaceae. The record is from RefSeq and is a predicted model, not a curated record. Gene Ontology annotation, molecular function: transcription cis-regulatory region binding. Gene Ontology annotation, cellular component: nucleus. The coding region runs from base 1 to 1095 and encodes 364 amino acids.